This is a messenger RNA of Sphaerodactylus townsendi, 3772 nucleotides long. RefSeq names its product MAPK interacting serine/threonine kinase 1 (gene MKNK1). The coding region runs from base 308 to 1546 and encodes 412 amino acids. Gene Ontology annotation, molecular function: ATP binding; calcium/calmodulin-dependent protein kinase activity; calmodulin binding. The record is from RefSeq and is a predicted model, not a curated record. Gene Ontology annotation, cellular component: nucleus; cytoplasm. Lineage: Eukaryota; Metazoa; Chordata; Lepidosauria; Squamata; Sphaerodactylidae. Gene Ontology annotation, biological process: peptidyl-serine phosphorylation; protein autophosphorylation; intracellular signal transduction. The transcript is spliced from 13 exons.
CUUCUAUUCUAAAAAAAGAGCCCGAGAAAAGUUUCUUGCGACGUCCACCACUGAGGCCUUCCUGACGAUUUCUAACACGCCUGCGCUGUUCCAUUCCGGGGCGUGCGGAUUUGCUGCGCAUGCGCAUACCUUCCUUAAAAAAGUACCUUCGGGGUGGGGCCUGAGAGUCGAGCGGCGCCCUCGUAGCUCCUCCUUUCGCACCUGGAGCGUCUCUGUCGAGAGAGCCGUCGUGGUGUUGUGGUUUAAGGGUCGGACUAGGACCUGGAAAUCCAGCUUCAAAUCCCCAGUCUCUCCAUGGAAGCUUGAGAUGGUGAGCAGCCAACCUCUUCCUAUCUCAGACAAUGGCAAAAGGAAAAAGAAAAAAAGAACCAGAGCUUCAGAUCAUUUUCCAGGAAGGUUUGAAGAUUUAUACAAACUUACUGCAGAGUUGCUUGGUGAAGGGUCCUAUGCCAAAGUUCAGGGAGCUGUUAGUUUGCAAAAUGGAAAGGAGUAUGCAGUUAAGAUAAUUGAAAAAUGUACUGGUCAUAGCCGAAGUCGUGUGUUUCGGGAAGUGGAAACAUUGUAUCAGUGUCAAGGUAACAAGAACAUUUUGGAAUUAAUAGAAUUUUUUGAAGAUGCUGAAAGGUACUACCUUGUCUUUGAAAAGCUGCUUGGAGGCUCUAUCCUGGCCCAUAUACAAAAGCAAAAGCACUUUAAUGAGAGAGAAGCCAGCAGGGUAGUGAAAGAUAUUGCCUAUGCUCUGGAUUUCCUCCACACAAAAGGUAUUGCUCAUCGAGAUCUGAAGCCAGAAAACAUACUGUGUGAAUCUCACGAUAAGGUGUCACCAGUAAAAAUUUGUGACUUUGACCUUGGGAGUGGAGUGAAACUCAAUAGCGCAUCUACUCCAAUAACUACACCUGAACUGACUACUCCAUGUGGUUCUGCAGAGUACAUGGCCCCUGAAGUAGUAGAAGUAUUCACAGAUGAAGCCACAUUCUAUGAUAAGCGCUGUGACCUGUGGAGCCUGGGUGUGAUUUUGUACAUCAUGUUAAGUGGCUAUCCUCCUUUUGUGGGGAAUUGUGGUACAGACUGUGGAUGGGACAGAGGCGAAAUCUGCAAAAUUUGCCAGAACAAGCUCUUUGAGAGCAUCCAAGAAGGCAAGUAUGAGUUUCCUGACAAGGACUGGUCUCAUAUCUCCAGUGAUGCCAAAGAUCUGAUCUCUAAGUUGCUAGUUCGUGAUGCCAAAGAGAGGCUUAGCGCUGCUCAGGUUCUGCAGCAUCCUUGGGUGCAAGGGAAUGCUUCUGAAAGAGGAUUGCCUACGCCACAAGUUCUUCAAAGGAACAGCAGCACAAAAGAGCUGACUCUCUUUGCAGCUGAGGCUAUUGCUCUAAACCGCCAGCUGUCCCAGCAUGAGAAUCAUCUCAGUGAAGAGGAAGAAAGUAUCGCCCAGGCCAUAUGCUCCAUGAAGCUCUCUCCCCCCUCGAAGUCCCGCCUUGCCAAACGCAGAGCUAUGAGUCAGGCCACAAAAACCAGCGAAUUCCAACCAGCUGCCACAGCUGCCCUUUGAUGCUAAUUUUCUAGUCAUCAGCACUGGCUGGAGGGUCAAUUUUUUGUAUAUUUCAAAGGGCUCCAAGGUUUAUCAGUGUUAAGACUUUGUAGAACAAAACUUGUGAUGAAGUGAUUUGAAGGACAGUCUUAAAAUGUCUUUUUGAAUUUGAAAAAUGUGAUGAAUUAUAUGAAGUUCUUAGGUGGUGAUGUUGUUGCUGUGUAAAUGGCAAGAAGAUUGUAUUUUCACACCAGUUUCUGUAACUAAUGUAUACACUUCCAUGACCAGCCCUGUGACUAGUAGAAAUGUGACUGAAUGAGCUGUAAGUUGUUGUAUAGUUCUGUUCCUUUAUCUGUAUCAACCAGAUGACGGUGGUGGUCCAUCCUCCAGGAAGCUUCACAUACUUCAGCUUUCCUAUAAGAGCAGAGUUAUAUGUUUCCCUUAAUCUGUAUGGGUGUAUUCUGAGCUUGAUUUCAGAAUGGACAGUGGCACAGCUGCUUCAGUGUUAAUGUGAUCUUCAAAGAAGUAACCUGCCCCUUCCAUUUUCCAUCACUGAUGGAGACCAUAUCUUACCUACAGCAUUGGCAAGAAGUACUUUGAGGAGCAGCCCUGGCUAUAUAAAUUCUUCCUGUCUAGCAAAGUCUGAUUGAAGUUUGGAUUUCCAAGUCACCCUAUUACCUCGCUUUUACUUGAAGUGUUUAACUUUCUCAACAUUUUUCUAAGGAAUAUAGCUUCUCACUUUCCAUUUACAGCUUCUACACUGAACAUCCUGGAUUUUUUUCCCUGUGAGAAUAACAUCCAAAAGCUCUUUUUUGUGGGUUUCUGCCCAAACGUUGGCCAUGAGAAAUAUGAGAUGUUGCAGAUGUCUGAGCAGCAAUUAUGAAGUGUUGUGCUUCACCAUUCUUCAGUGUAGCCAUACCAUAGGAAAGAGCUUAUGAUGGAGCUCUGAGUAGAUUGUGACUCAGAUGACAAGGGUAUUCAAGGCUCAAUGAGAUAGAUGUGUUGUGCUGCGAGCUCCAGGUGUAUUGAAAAGCUUUAGGGUGCCCAGUCUCUUGCUGUCUGAGGCCUUUGCAUGUCAACACCAAGGAUUCUUAAAAUGUUUGAAAUCGGAGGGUAUGUAUAGUACCUGUUCUCCCCCACUUCCCACCUGCACCUCAUUCUCCUAGUCACAUGCAUGAGCAUUGUGUUACAGCAAGCAACAUUUUUGAACAUGUCUUGCAUAUUUGCAAUCAAUAUUGCUUUUGCCAUCUCACAAGCAGCCAGUGGAGGCAACCAAUUAUUUGUUAUUUUUAUUACUUUGAUAAGAGCCUCUUCAGGUACAGUGCUGAAGUUUGCCACUUUUGUGAUAAGCAGUCAUGUUCCAGUAAGAAAAAGAAUGGACCAUAUAGCUACAUAAACCUGUCCAAAACUUCUUGUUUAUUUUGGUCAGCUUAAGAAAGUGUGAUCUUGGGAUGUGCAUUCCAUAAGCAGUCCAAGCUGAUGGUGAGGGCACCCAUAGCAUUGAUGUAUGCUAAUUUCAUGGCCUGAAAUGACAUGAUCAUCUACUUCUAUUUGUUUAGCUCAGCUGUGGCUGUGCUGCCACAUUCACAAUAGAAUUCGUCUAGCCUCUCAAGCCAUGCAAGCUACAGUGCAAGACCAGCUGGUGGGAGAAGAAUCAUUAUUUUUAAAUAUAGCACACCACUGUGAUGUUAUUGUCUCUCAAAAUGCAGUAGCUUCUGAAUACCAUGGUUCCAUAAUUUUAACACACCUUGAGUACCCUAAGGAAAGUGUGCUGAAAGUGCUAAAGGUGAUCACCCCAGCAGAUAAAAAUUCUCUUUUAAAUUAAGAUUGGUUUUUCAAUUUGUUUGUAGCAUUUGAAAGUUUAAACCAGGGAAAAUCAGGGAAAAAAUGCUUUUUAACAAGAUCAAUAUAAUAUACCUCCACUGCAGGAAGCAGGACAAAUUGAACAAGCAACUCCCCCCCCCCCCCUUUCCCUAACUUUGCUUCCCAGGACAGCUUUUCCGUUUUCUCUUUAGGUGUAAAAUGUGUACAUUAAAUACAUGGUGUUACGACAUACUGGUGGUUAAUGUGAAGAAUGCAUCAUGCCAUUAUGUUGGUUUUAAAGAAUACUUUUAAACUGUUACAGUUGUAACAUACUUCAUAGUUAACUUUUUUUAACGUGAUGGAAAACUCAGGAAGUAAUACUGUUAUUGAUGUGAUGCAUUUUUAAUAUUGUAUGCUGAAAAUUAAACUUAUCACGUUUCUGAA